Molecule: messenger RNA, 2160 nt
Organism: Gekko japonicus
Lineage: Eukaryota; Metazoa; Chordata; Lepidosauria; Squamata; Gekkonidae
Product: vomeronasal type-2 receptor 26-like
Exons: 4
Coding region: 1-2160 (719 amino acids)
Biological process (GO): G protein-coupled receptor signaling pathway
Cellular component (GO): membrane
Molecular function (GO): G protein-coupled receptor activity
Source: RefSeq, a predicted model, not a curated record
AUGCCAAAGAACUACCAGCAUAACUUGGCCUUGGCAUUUGCAGUCAAAGAGAUCAAUGAAAAUACCAACAUCUUGUCAAACUUCACUUUGGGUUUCCACGUCCUCAAUAGUUACUAUACUGCACGGAUGACCUACAAAGCUACCCUGAGUUUGCUUUCUGCACAACAGAGGUUCAUACCCAAUUUCAAGUGUGAUACAGAACAUAAACUGAUAGCAGUUAUUGGAGGACUGGACUCUGACAUCUCUGCCAAUAUGGCCACCAUCCUGGCCACCUACAAGGUGUCUCAGCUCACUUAUGGAUCACUUUUACCAGCUCAGGAUGGCAAAAUGUUAUGCCCUUAUUUGUUUCAAAUAGUUCCAGAUGAAACCUUUCAGAUCAUGGGUGUUAUUCGAUUACUUCAUCAUUUCAGAUGGACAUGGAUUGGACUUGGAGUUUUGGAUGAUGACGCUGGUGACAGAUUUUUGCACAGUGUGGUAUCCAUACUUUCUGAGAAUAGUAUUUGUUUUGAUUUUAUAAUAAGAUUGCCACCAUUAACAUAUCUGGAAGAGGAGGCAGACUUGGUUUUGAAGCAAGCAGUAAGUUAUGCCAUUCUCAGUAACAGCAAGGCUAAUGUAUAUGUUAUAUAUGCCCAACCUACAUCCAUGUAUGUUUUGAGACUGUUGCUGUGUGCAGCACCUUUUCUUGCACUGCCACCUCUGCAUAAAGUCUGGAUUACUACAUCCCACUGGGAUUUUGAGUCCUUUUCCUUUCAAAGGAUUUGGGAUAUAGAGGUUUUCCACGGUGCCCUAUCCUUCACAGUGCAUGCCAAUCAGCCACCUGGAUUCCAAAACUUCCUUCAGGUCAUCAAUCCUACUUGGGCAAUAGAAGAUGGUUUUAUCCAGAACUUCUGGGAACAAGCAUUUGAUUGUUCUCUGAGAAAUUUAACAGUACAUGGAGACAGCACAAAUGUCUGUUCUGCCAAUGAGAAGCUAGACUCUCUUCCUAUGACUUUGUUUGAAAUGAGCAUGACUGGCCACAGCUACAGCAUCUACAAUGCUGUCCAUGCUGUAGCACAUGCUUUGCAAGCUAUUUACAUAUCUCAGUCCAGUGGCAGAAGACUGGUAAAAGGAAAGCAUGUGCAGCCAUGGCAGAUCCCGCCACCUUCAGUGUGCAAUGACCCCUGCCCCCCUAGCUACAGCAGAAAAAAGAGGGAGGGAGAGAAGUUUUGCUGCUAUGACUGUCAUCCAUGUCCAGAAGGGAUGAUCUCUGAACAGAAUGAUAUGGAUGCCUGUGUCAAAUGUCCAGGAGAUCAGUAUGCUAACAACCACCAAAACCAAUGCAUUCCCAAAGAUAAAAGCUUCCUCUCCUACAAAGAAGGUUUAGGUAUCAUCUGUGUCAUCUUGGCUAUUUCUUUCUCUCUGAUCACAGCUUUGGUGCUUGCAAUCUUCAUAAAGCAUCAGGACACUCCCAUUGUCAAAGCCAAUAACCGGAGCCUCACCUACAUUCUCCUCGUCUCCCUCCUACUUUGUUUCCUCUGCUCCUUGCUCUUCAUUGGACAGCCUGUAAAAAUGACCUGCCUUCUCCGGCAAGUUACUUUUGGUAUUGUCUUCUCUGUGGCCCUUUCCAGUGUCUUGGCCAAAACCAUCACCGUGAUUCUGGUGUUCAUGGCAACUGAACCAGGAUCUGUAAUAAGAAAAUGGGUGGGGAAAAGAAUGGCAGUUUUUAUUGUCCUUUCAUGCUCCCUUAUUCAAGCAAGUAUCUGCACUCUUUGGCUAAGUACUUCUCCUCCAUUCCCUGAUACAGACAUGCACUCAGUGACAGGGGAAAUCAUACUGGGAUGUAAUGAGGGCUCUGCUACCAUGUUUUACUGUGUCCUGGGCUACAUGGGCUUCCUUGCCACUGUCAGUUUUGCUGUGGCUUUCUUUGCUAGGAAGUUGCCUGACACAUUCAAUGAAACCAGGUUUAUUGCUUUCAGCAUGUUGGUCUUUUGUAGUGUUUGGUUGUCCUUUGUCCCAGCCUAUCUCAGCACUAAGGGGAGAUCUAUUGUGGUUGUGGAGAUCUUCUCCAUCUUGGCCUCCAGUGCAGGCAUACUGGGAUGCAUAUUCUUCCCUAAAUGCUACAUCAUUAUUUUCAGGCCUAAGAUGAACAACAGGGAGCAGCUAAGAAAUAAAAGGAAUUAA